Solenopsis invicta (red fire ant) is the source of this 1165-nucleotide messenger RNA. It is a transcript of the gene Ubc10, whose product is annotated as ubiquitin-conjugating enzyme E2 L3. The record is from RefSeq and is a predicted model, not a curated record. NCBI's taxonomy places the organism in Eukaryota, Metazoa, Arthropoda, Insecta, Hymenoptera, Formicidae. The transcript is spliced from 4 exons. Bases 134 to 613 code for a protein of 159 amino acids.
CUCCGAGAGCGGCGGAGCGCUGGGCCGCUGGGAAAUCUGUCGGGGGAACUGUCGGAAUCGUCUCCGCGGAAGAGACGCGCACUGGCGGCGGGCACAGCAAGUUUUGCUGGUUUUAGUGGAAUUUAUUUUCAAAAUGGCUGCUACGAGGAGAUUGCAAAAGGAGCUCGGCGACCUUAGGGCGUCGGCGAUGAAGAAUUUCACAAAUAUUCAAGUAGACGAGUCCAAUAUCCUCACCUGGCAGGGCCUGAUAUUGCCGGACAAUCCACCUUAUAACAAAGGCGCGUUUCGCAUCGAAAUCAAUUUUCCAGCAGAAUAUCCUUUUAAACCACCAAGAAUAAAUUUCAAAACAAAAAUAUAUCAUCCAAACGUAGAUGAAAAGGGUCAGAUAUGUCUACCAAUUAUAAGCGCGGAAAAUUGGAAACCUGCUACAAAAACGGACCAAGUGAUCCAAGCUUUGAUAGCGUUAGUGAAUGACCCUGAGCCCGAGCAUCCUCUGAGAGCGGAUUUAGCCGAGGAAUUUCUAAAGGAUAGAAAAAAGUUUUUAAAAAAUGCUGAAGAGUUUACGAAAAAGCAUGCCGAGAAGAGGCGGGAAUCAUCAUCUUCUAACGAAUAACCCCAAAUGACUAGCUUUACUUACCGUCACCACCACGAUGCCUGCCGCCCGUCAGCUGAUUUAAACUCAAGCCAAUGUAUACCUGUCUGUUAAUCCCCAUGUGGAAUCUCACAUAUUCAAGUUGAGAUGACUCUGUACAGUAUUGGUUAACAACCGACGAUAUGAAUAUAACGCAAAUUGUAAUGUUUAUAAGAAGUGGGAUAUGAACUUUUCAGAGUACAGUAAAUUAUGAUAAAUAACUGUAUCAUAUUGUAUACAAUUUAUACUUGAAGUCAUAUGCAAUUAUACCUUUGAUUUGUCAUCGAAAGGUCGUUACAUUCCAGCUUAAUCCUGUAGGAAUGUAUACGAUGAUGAAAAAUGGUUCAGCAUAGAGACAUCAUGUUUGUCAGAUGUAGCAGCGUAUGUAAUACAGUAUGUAUUAAAGUACAUCUAAUUUUCAAUGUCGUUUAAGAUAUUAAUUUAUAAUUGCAUUUCGAAUUUAUAGCUACUGCUUUAUAACUGUUACUAAUAUUAAGAUUACAAGUAAUAAAAAAAAAGAACAACGUUUGCUCU